UUUUCGUUCCCCCGGCCGGAUUAGUUCCCCCGCACCGCCAACCCAUUCCAUCAACCUUCGCUUCGAAUUGCCGGGAUGUCGGCCGCAGCUGCGAAAAGGGAAUCCGAUCUCUCCGGGCAGAUCGAGGACUUUGUGGCGCUGCUAAAGCGGGGCGGGAAGAGGCCUCGCUCGGAGGAUGUUGCCCGGCAGACGGUGGGCCUGCUGCGGAGGAUCGUGGCGAACGGGCGCUGGAACAAUGCGGGAGAGCUGAUAAGCAUAAUUCAUCAGGAGGGUAAGAAAAUGACUGCUGCCCAGCCAUCUGAGACUACUGUAGGCAAUAUGGUGAGACGAGUGCUGAAGAUAAUUCGAGAGGAGUAUGGCAGGCUUCGAGGAUACAGUGAGGAGAGUGACCAGCAGGAAUCACUACACAAACUUCUGACCUUGGAAAGUAAUGAGGACCCUGAGAGUUUCAAUAUCUACUAUCCUCCACUCAGGGCCAAUAUCAUUGAAAUUAUUAGUGAACUGUUGAUUGAACUAGAGGGUACCACUGACAACAUUGCCAUGCAGGCCCUGGAGCAUAUCCACUCUAAUGAGGUGAUCAUGACCAUUGGCUAUUCACGCACGGUUGAGGCCUUCCUGAAGGAGGCAGCACGCAAGAGGAAAUUCCAUGUAAUUGUGGCUGAAUGUGCACCCUUUUGUCAGGGUCAUGAAAUGGCUGUCCGUUUGUCUAAGGAGAACAUAGAAACUACCGUCAUGAGUGAUGCCGCCAUCUUUGCUGUCAUGUCUCGUGUCAACAAGGUAAUAAUUGGAACAAAGACUAUCUUGGCCAAUGGUGCCCUGAUAGCUGUCAGUGGCACUCAUACCUUGGCACUGGCAGCCAAGCACCACUCCACCCCUCUUAUUGUCUGUGCACCCAUGUUCAAGCUCACACCACAGUUCCUUAAUGAAGAUGACUCAUUCCAUAAAUUCGUCUCUCCACAGGAAGUGUUGCCUUUCACAGAAGGAGAUAUUCUAUCUAAGGUCAACAUUUAUUGUCCGGUCUUUGACUACGUUCCUCCAGAACUUAUCACGCUCUUUAUUUCAAAUAUUGGAGGCAACGCUCCUUCCUACAUCUAUCGUCUAAUGAGUGAACUUUAUCACCCAGCGGAUCGUGAACUUUGAGCUAUGGACACCAUUUAUAUCAUGGAGUAGAUGUGUACUUUCCCCUGAAGAAGCAGUGGCUCAAUAAAGGGUCAAACUGCAGAAAAUGGACUUACUGUCUUCAAAAUAUAUUAUAUUUGACCUUUGCUUUCUCUGUCAGAAAAAGCACUGCUCCAAUCCUGGGUUCUGUCAGCUUUAUUGAAAGACAUAGUAUAAAUCUUCCCUGAGAAAGUUUUAGGAUAGCAUAGAGGCCAUAGUUCAGUAGUGGCCCAAACAUUCAAACAUUGAAGGGAAUUUGCUUGUAGCUGCUAAGCUACCUUCAGUCUGUUAACACAAAUUCUCCUGUAACAGGUCCAGCUCCUUGAUUCUUCUACUUUGCUUCUCGAAAUAGGAGAUAGAAAAAAAGUUUAGCUAUUCAGAUGGUUUCUGAUGGAAAGUAGCCUGCUCUCAUUCUAGUUUCAAUUAAAUGCUGAUGAUACUUGCAUUCAGGGCAAGUUAAAGUAA
Messenger RNA from Lacerta agilis (Sand lizard), 1623 nucleotides. RefSeq names its product eukaryotic translation initiation factor 2B subunit beta (gene EIF2B2). Bases 76 to 1140 code for a protein of 354 amino acids. Lineage: Eukaryota; Metazoa; Chordata; Lepidosauria; Squamata; Lacertidae. Gene Ontology annotation, biological process: translational initiation. Gene Ontology annotation, cellular component: eukaryotic translation initiation factor 2B complex. The record is from RefSeq and is a predicted model, not a curated record. The transcript has 8 exons. Gene Ontology annotation, molecular function: translation initiation factor activity; guanyl-nucleotide exchange factor activity.